This is a messenger RNA of Cavia porcellus (domestic guinea pig), 2064 nucleotides long. RefSeq names its product perilipin 2 (gene Plin2). NCBI's taxonomy places the organism in Eukaryota, Metazoa, Chordata, Mammalia, Rodentia, Caviidae. The record is from RefSeq and is a predicted model, not a curated record. Gene Ontology annotation, biological process: lipid storage; positive regulation of triglyceride storage. The coding region runs from base 305 to 1645 and encodes 446 amino acids. Gene Ontology annotation, cellular component: cytosol; lipid droplet. The transcript is spliced from 9 exons.
CUUCGACUGGUCACGGGUUCCACGGGGCCUAAACUGGUCAGAACAUAUCUUACCUGCUUCAUACCUUGUUCUCGUGACUGUUACUCUGUUCUCUGGUCAUCGAGGAAGAUAAUGUUAUCUAACUUUAAGCCUAAGAGAGGAAAUAGCCAGAGGAUUAUCUCCCCUGGUUUGAGCAGAGCUGACUCCUGACAAGGAAACAACAAAAGUCUGUAUCUGGUUUGAGACGACAUUCGAGGCAAGGGCACCAUGAAGCCACGUACUUGAGAGUUUCGAUUCAGGUUGCUUUUUGCUCCAGGAGAAAAUAAUGGCUUCUGUUGCAGUUGAUCUACAACCGAGUGUGGUGGUAAGGGUGGCCAGCCUGCCCUUGGUGAGUUCCACUUAUGAUCUGGUGUCCUCAGCCUAUAUCAGCACGAAGGAUCAGCACCCCUACCUGAAGUCUGUGUGUGAGAUGGCUGAGAAGGGUGUGAAGACCAUGACCUCAGUGGCCAUGACCAGUGUUCUGCCCAUUAUGCAGAAGCUAGAGCCACAAAUUGCAGUUGCCAAUACUUACGCCUGUAGGGGGCUGGACAGGAUCGAGGAGAGACUGCCCAUCUUGAACCAGCCGACAACCCAGGUUGUCGCCAGUGCCAGAGGUGCCAUGACUGGGGCAAGAGAUGCUGUGACAAAGACUGUGACUGGGGCGAAGAGUUCCGUGGCCAGCACAAUCACAGGGGUGAUGGACAAAACCAAGGGAGCAGUGACUGACAGUGUGGAGAAGACCAAGUCCAUGGUUAAUGGCGGCAUUAACACAGUUCUGGGGAGUCGGAUGAUGCAGAUCAUGAGCAGUGGAGUAGAAAACGCACUUAGCAAAUCGGAGAUGCUGGUAGACCAGUACCUUCCUCUCACGGAGGAAGAGCUAGAAAAAGAAGCAAAAAAAGUAGAAGGAUUUGAUGUGGUUCAGAAGCCAAGUUACUAUGUUAGACUGGGGUCCCUGUCCAGCAAGCUCCGCUCCCGGGCCUACCAGCAGGCAUUCAGAAGGGUUAAAGACGCCAAGCAGAAAAGCCAAGAGACCAUUGCUCAGCUCCACUCUACUGUCCACCUGAUUGAAUAUGCCAGGAAGAAUGUGCAUAGCGCCAACCAGAAAAUUCAGGACGCACAGGACAAGCUCUAUCUCUCAUGGGUGGAGUGGAAGAGAAGCAUUGGCCAUGAUGACACCGACGAGUCCCACUGUGCUGAGCACAUCGAGUCACAUACUCUUGUCAUUGCCCGCAACCUGACUCAGCAGCUGCAGACCACAUGCCACACCCUGCUGUCCAGUGUCCAAGGGUUACCGCAGAACAUCCAGGAUCAGGCCAAGCACUUGGGGGUGAUGGCUGGUGACAUCUACUCCGUGUUCCGCAAUGCUGCCUCCUUUACAGAAGUGUCUGACAACCUCCUAACUUCUAGCAAAGGGCAGCUGCAGAGAAUGAAGGAAUCUUUAGAUGAUGUGAUGGAUUAUCUUGUUAACAACACACCCCUCAACUGGCUGGUAUUUGAUUUCACAGCCAUAGACCUGACAUCGGAGACUGAUGAAAUUCCUGAUAUUAUACCUUUGGAGGAGGAGGAUGAAGCAAAUCAUUCACAUGCUAAAGAUGUGUCUUCUCAGGGCAAAAUGUUGAAUAACUAACAUACAAAACAUUGCCGCUUUUGGUUGAAUAUAAAAUUUGUAUCACAUUAAACUUCAUGUUUGCUCAUGUGUUUGUUCCUGUGGCUUUUGAGAAUGUUAAUCUAUGUUUUGGCUACUUGAUUUUAACUGCAAUGAAUCUAAUUGAACUAAACUUUUGUAAAACAUCUGUGUUAGUUUUCAAAGUUGAAUUGCUGUUUCCAGGCAUGGUGGCACACGUGUGUAAUCCUAGUACUUGCGGUGCUGAGGUUCUCAAAAAACCAAAAGAAGAAAAGAAAAGAAACCAGAGACUUAGCUCAGGGGCAGAAGCACCUGCCUGUCAAGUGUGAGGUUGUGAUCCCUAGUACCAAAACAAAACAAAACAAAAAAAAGUUUAAUCACUUGAAAUGCUUAUAAUAAAAAUUGAGCUAUGUCACCUUGAA